AUGUCCCAACCUUUUUCGAGAAGUGACACUCAUUCAAGUGAGGAUGGAACAGUUCAUUCAGAAUCAAGUAAAAAUAAAGCAGAAGCUGGGGGAUAUAAUAAUUUAAGUGUUGAUGAUUUAAUUUGUAAUAUAUGUUAUAAUAGAUGUAUCAAUUAUGAUUCUCAUAUUAAACCUAAUAAAAAAUCUAAUGAUGAUAAUUUAUUUAAAACAAAUGUACAAAGUUCUUCAUCUUCAAAAUUAGUAGAAUUAGAAGCACAUGUUAAAGAACUCCAACAACAUAUAACAAUAUUAUCAGCUGAAUUGGAGAAUAUAACAAGGCCUGUUGAUACAAACAAUUUAAUUGAUAGUUCAAAGCUCCCUGAAAGUGAACUUAUCAAUUCACUUAUGAUACAUACUUAUGACAUUGAUUUACAAAAUAAUCUACAUGAAAAUAGGAAAAUGGAUACUGUAAAACUUGUUGAUUUUGUUUCCCAAGAUUUGAAAUCUUUACCUGAUUAUCUUCAAGCUAUAACACCAUUUGUUGAAUUAUCUGAACUUCAAGAAUAUUUAAAUAA
Entrophospora sp. SA101 is the source of this 554-nucleotide messenger RNA. The record is from the annotation of a GenBank genome assembly. Lineage: Eukaryota; Fungi; Glomeromycota; Glomeromycetes; Entrophosporales; Entrophosporaceae.